Messenger RNA from Darwinula stevensoni, 1828 nucleotides. The record is from the annotation of a GenBank genome assembly. Lineage: Eukaryota; Metazoa; Arthropoda; Ostracoda; Podocopida; Darwinulidae.
UAUAAUUUGUGAAUUAGGCCUGCAGAAUUAUUCAGAAAUAAUAAUCAUCACAUCCUUAAAUAAUUAGUUUUUUUUUAAGCAUAAUAAAGUGAGCUUGAUCUAGGUAGUUUAAUGCAAGCUUUACCUAGGUGUAACUUUCAGGCCCUGAACCGCUUCGGAUGCGUACCGGUCCGUGGAAGGUGUACGGGUGGCAUCGAGGUUGGAAAGUAUACAUUUUUGUUAUGGUAGCAUCCAAUCAUUACUUAAGUGAAAAGAGGGUGAAGGGCUCAUGCAACCAUUCCCUGAAGGCAUUUAUCAGUGAGAGAGGACAGACUAGUGCUGACAGCCUGAGGGGGAAAAGUGACAAGAACAAAAAAACUAAUAUGGAAAGGUUAUUUUGUCUUAUGUAAAGCUUUUUUUUUAAUUCCUGCAUAAGAUUUCCAUUAAUGCAUGCCCUUAAAGGACGGCCGGAGCCGGUUCGGACGAGAGUCGAGAGCGACCUCACCGAGCGUCCGGUCCUGCUCGUUCGGCAAGUUUGUACGGGAGUGGAGGUGUGAAAGGACGACAGGGACCCAUGCCGACGGCAAGAGUCCUUUGUGUAGGGGGCGAUUGGAACCGAGGAUGAUGCGAGAGGAAUUUUCAUUCGAGUCCUCGUGGAUUACGAUGCAAGGUCGAGGUAUAGGGUUGUUAUUGCCAAUUCAUGGAGUACUGAUAGGUGGAUUACAAGUAUUUACUCAUUCAAUCUUGGCUUUGAGUGGGUAAAUAAGAAUUAUAAACUGUGACAUCAGAAUAAACUCUGAAAGAACUCAAAAUUUCCACAGAGUCGUGCGCAAUCGGUACGUCGGGCGUGAAGACGUUCGAGGAGUGCUUGGCUUUUGUCCAUGAAAAUGAUGGAAAAGAGGAAUCUUAAUGAGGGUCAGUGACCAAAAUGUCUCCUACCUGGUUACUUUAUAUUCACUUGCAUCCGACCACAUGCGUUGCAGUGAUCUUUCUGUUUCUUCCCAAGAGGCAGAAAUUAACAGAGAAAAUGCAUUAGACUCAUUUAGGAAAUAAGCCAAGGCUGUAGGUUAUUCGACGCUCUCGAGAUAAGGUCAUCAUUGGAUUGCAGUACUUAAGAAAUCGGCCUUCGGGGGAACUUGGGAAACGGCUAAUUGCCUUCCUCACGAAGCCCUCCCCUCGUUCCCAGACGUGAGCGAUUCCCGCGAUUCUCUCUUGCAGGACGUGGAUGCCCCGCGAUGGACCCCUCGCCCCAGCGGGUCACGGGGUAGUCGCCCCGGCGGGCCACGUGGUCUUCGCCCCGCGACCGCAUCCGACCGAGCGAAUGCGCGUUCCCGGUGCCUCCGCCUGCGUCGACGCGAUCGAGCCGCGCGGCACCGCGAACAUGAAGGUGGUCGUGUGCUUCGGGCCCGUGAAAGUCGUGGUCCCCUGCCGGAACGGGAGCAUGCUGGUGCAGGAUCUCAUCAACGAAGCCGUCCGUCGGUACAAGAAAGCCACCAACAAGAGGCGGUUGAUCAUGUCGGAAAGGGAAUGGGAAAUGCUGGCGUCUCGCAUCACCGGUGAAGGGGAUUCACCCGUCCCGUCGGCGUGCCUUCCUCCGAGGGAUUAUUAUUCAGGCGUGCGAGGGGAGGAGAAGGGCAGCCGGCUUCCCCCAGUCUGGAAUCGGAUCCGGUCCGGGUCUGGUCUCGUCCGGUGUCGUCUCGGCCCUCUUCCUCAUGUGCACCAUUCGGAUCUACGUGGAACACGUGAGUGUCGAACGGUCGUUCGCCUCGGCGGCGUCGAUCGAAUGCGACCCCCCGCGGUCCUCCGGCCCGGAGGUCACAGGUGCGUGUUCGAUUCGGAGUCGGCGUAG